Messenger RNA from Pelobates cultripes (western spadefoot toad), 43893 nucleotides. Lineage: Eukaryota; Metazoa; Chordata; Amphibia; Anura; Pelobatidae. The record is from the annotation of a GenBank genome assembly.
GGGAACACAGACUGACAUAAUAUUUGCAUAUUAUAAACUAGUUUCUCUUCCUGUUUCUCCAGCCAGCCUUGAGUCUGGUACACACACAGAAUCAGCACAGAUUGGGAACAUUGCUUGAUUUGGGGCACUUUUCUCUCCACAGCAAGGUUAGUACUGGGGGACUGAACUAACAUGUGGAUCACUUUAAUUUUGGUGGUGGACCUUUAACCUGGAUAUCAAGCUCAUAUUUUAAAAGUAGGUUAAAGGAGAUACCAGGUAAUGCGAGCUACAAUAUGUGCAUUGGUGUUGUCACAGCUCCAUAGCUCUGGUGUCCUCUUGGUGUUAUAGUAAAUUAGCAUGUGUGGUUUAUAUAAAAUCAGAACUAUCUGAACAGUACGUCACACACUAGAUUCAGCAUUAGGAGUACCUGAAUGUGUAUCUAGAACACGAUCUCCGCACACACAGAUACAUAAAAAAAACUUUAUUUAAAAACUGCUGCUGUCUGUACACACCUUUCAUUUUUUUUCACAGAACUUGUGAAAGAUAUUUGGGCAAGCAUCCAAUAAGAGCUAGUAUUCCCUGCAUUAAAAGCCAGCUCCCUGUAACAUAACACAUUUUGGCUUUGAAAGGUAAAUACACAAAAACAAGUCCUGCGCUCAGACUCCCACUACUCCUGGGCGGCAACAAUGACCAUAGUACACAUCAGCCCCAAUACAUACAACAAAAACCAAAGAAAAGGGUUACUUGUGCAUAUUUAAAUAACUUAAGGUUAUUAGUAUCACUCUAAUGGCCAUUAGAUUGUAAGCUCAUCUGCCACAUCAAGGUAAGCCUCUUAGGUGAGUCCUACACUAACAAUUUACCUUGCUAAAAAAAAUCUCUAAUGAGACAGAGAGGGGUAUUUUUUCUAAAUCCCUAUAUACUUAUUAACCCUUGAUGUGGCAGAUAGGCUUACAAGCUAAUGGCCAUUGGAGUGAUGCUAAAAACCUCCAGUUAUUUAAAUACGCAUAGGAAUUUGGGAAAGUUUGCAAGUAACUCUUUUUCCAGAGGCACAAAAGACCCCCAUUAUCAAACAAUGUAACAAUUUCCAAAAUCAAGUACAUGUGCUUAUGGUUAAUGGCAAUACUAUUGUUUACAGACCAAAAUGAUUUAUCAGAAAUACUUAUUUUUUUUUUUACAGAUUGUUAUAAUACUACCAGGGUUAUUCACUGAACUGUGAAUUGUCUAGAAAUCAGCAGGACAGUUGCCUAACAGGAGCAAUUUUGCAAGUUAUGCUUCCAAGUCAUGUCCCCUAUUUUGGUUUUAAAUGUGCAAUAUCCUGGUUAAUUUCUGACAAUUCUCAGUUUAGUGAAUGGCCUAUUUGUAUCUAACAAUGCAUGAUCAGAUUUAAUCAGUAAAUAGUGAAUUGUCAGCAAUAUUCUAAGCACAGAAUGAUUGGACACGUUUGCUGACUACAACGUCUGCAGAUCUACAAGUUGGUACUAUACAUAAAAUAUGAGACAGGAGAGAUGAUUCACCUUUAUCAGGCAGUGAUAGUGAGAAACUAGGAUCUUUAUUAUUGUUAAAGUAACACUACAAGAACCAUAACUACAGACAUUGUAGUAGUUAUGGUCCUAGGAGUGUCUUGACACCAUCCCAGGGUAAUGUGUCAAAUGUUUUAGUACUGUUUGACAACUUACCUGAGUACCCCGGUUAGGAGAAGCUGGAUGUCUCUGUGCAGGUAGGCACGGCCAAUCCAGGAGCGCACUCAUUGGCUCAGCUAAUAAUCUCUGUAGGCAUGGUCCUGCAUGACGCUGAUUAGCUUAACAAUACCUGAACAUGUGAUAAAGUAAUUUAGCGUCAAGUCAGAUACACCUCAACACACAAUCCUGAGACAUAGGAUGUCCUACGCUACAUAAAAAAUAUGUAUGAUCAGUCCUUAAAGGACAUACUCGUUUUCCUGGCACUAUAGUGCCCUGAGGGUGCCCCCACCCUCAGGGACCCCCUCCUGCCGGGCUGGAUGGCAAGGAAAGAGGUUAAACUUACCUUUAUUCCAGCACCGGGCGGGGAGCUCUCCUCCUCCUCUACGCCUCUUCGCUGGCGUCUUCUCACUGUGAUUUUCUCAGUGAGAAGCACGCAAACGCCUCUAGCGGCUGUCAAUGAGACAGCCACUAGAGCCUUUAGAGGCUGGAUUAACCCAUUUAUAAACAUAGCAGUUUCUAUGAAACUGCUAUGUUUAUUAAAAAAAAGGGUUAAUCCUAGAGGGACCUGGCACCCAGACCACUUCAUUAAGCUGAAGUGGUCUGGGUGCCUAGAGUGGUCCUUAAACAUGAAUAAGUAUAUAGUCUGAAACCAGACAAAGGAUAAACAGGGACAGGCCAAGGUCAAGGAGUGCAGAGAUGUGGAUAAAUGAAAAACAAAGCCAAGGUAUAGGAUUCCAGAAUAGAGUAUAGGAUUCCAGUAUAGAGAACAAAAUAGUCUUUAUUGACGUCAGAAUGAUGCUCAAUGUCUGCCCAUAUGAGAAUGUCCUCAUCAAAAAUUAUGUAAGAGUGAUGCGUGCAUCUUCGACUUGAAGAUGCUGGAGUCAUAACAGGUAUAUGUGAUUACAUUAAAACCCUGGGAUGUGAUAAGAUCAAUGCCAUCAAUGCAUCAGGAUGAGAUAACGUCAAUACUCUAGGAUGUGAUAUCAAUACCUUAGCAUGUGAUAACAUCUAUAGCUUAGGUCAGGGCAUGAUAAUAUCAAUAUUCUGGAAGAUAAUAACAUAAGUACCAUAAAAGCUUGAUAACUUCAUUAGCACAGGAUAUGGCUUGAUAAAAUUCAGACCCGUGGAUAGAGCGCAAAAAUUCAAUGUAUCCUUUCUGGUUAAAAAAAUCUGGUUUGUUUAUUAUUAGUUUUCUUUUUAGUACUGCCUUGGUUGGUUUUACUGGAACUGCUCAUGUUUCUCUCUGAAUGUUGUUGUUUUUUUUUUCAACUUGCUAUUUUAGGAUGAACAAUAGCUUGCCAGAGGAGAAUGAUGAGUCCCAAUACCCAGACAAACUCUUUUCUGAAGACUAUGACACCGGAAACAAUUCAGUGAAUGUCUACAACGGUGCUACUGCACAGUCAGUUCCUUCCCAUCAUAACAUGGCUAACAAACAGCAGAAAUAUCCAUCUAGCAAAGACACUGGGUAUACCUCCCAGGUUAAUGAUGUAAUGGGUCUUGAAAACCUGGAACCACCAGACUCGCUCAUGUCAGAAAGGAACAUGGAGGAUUUUGGGCCUUUUAAUCCCAGGAACUGUAUGACAGGUAAGUCAACAUCCACUUGCUAUACAUAUAUAAAACCCGUAAUCAGUAAUAUAGCUAAGCAGCUAAUUAGAUUGCAAAAAGACAUAAAUACAUCAACUAGAAAAAUUCCAUCUACAUCUACCAUUGUGUACUAAUGGAGAAGGCAUUGCUAAACUUAAAGGGGAACUAUAGUCACCAAAACAACUUUAGCUUAAUGAAGCAGUCAUAGUGUAUAGAUAAUGCCCCUGUAGUCUCACUGCUCUGUUCUCUGCCAUUUAGUCUUUAAGUCAUUUAUGUUUCUGUUUAUGCAGCCCUAGUCACACCUCCCCUGGCUGUGACUCACACAGAAUGCAUAAAAAAUAUGGUUUCACUCUCAAUCAGAAAUUACUUUAGAUGUUUUAAUAUCCUGCUCUGCAAAUUGAACUUGAAUCACACAGGAUGCUCCUGCAGAUUCUAGAGGGCGAUUAUUAACAGAACAGUAGAUAAGAAAUUCUAAAUUAAACAGAAUGUGUAAAAAGUAAGUUUAGAAAGGCUGUGUACGUCACAUAUAGGAAUGUGUGGCUAAGGCUGUAUAAACAAAGUAAUUUAACUUCUAAAUGGCAGAGAAACGAGCAGUGAGAAUGCAGGAGAAUGCAUGAUCUACACACAAAAACUGCGCCACUAAGCUAAAGGUGUUUUGGUGCCUAUAGUAUCCAUUUAACAGUUUGGGUUAUUUACCAGAGUGUGUUUUGUUUGGAAUUUAAAGCAAAUUCAAAUUUUUAGCCAAAGUUGUUGACUAGAGAAUAUUCUCCAAGUGAUCGAUAUUUUAAGUUCAGCCACUGUGGCCUAAAAUUUUAAAUUCAUUUCAUGAAACACUUCCAAAAACAUAACAUACAGGGAUAUAAUUUCUAAUAAGUGGGGUAAUAGCUGCAUGAUCCAAGGAGAUAUCUGACUGCCAUUUUGUGGUCAAGAAGGAAUUUUUCCCUAGUUUGUUGCAAAAUUAGAAGCACUUCAGACUGUGUUUUUUGCCUUCUUUUGGAUCAACAGCAAAAACAAACACGUUUUCAUGGCACUAUAUCUUCCCCUUCUGUCAAGGCCCCCUCCCUCGGCGCUGACGGGGUUAAUAACCCAUUCAGUCACUUAUCUGGGUCAAGCGCUGAUGUCCUUCGGCGCUGGCUCAGCUCCGUCCACUCUACUCCCCCACUGCCGGCUGCUGGUGGGGGAGACCUAAUGUGUAUGCGCGGCAAUGGCUGUGCGCACGCAUUAGACCUCCCCAUAGGAAAGCAUUAUACAAUAUUUUCCUAUGGGGAUUCCGGCGACGCUCGACGUCCUCAUGCAGAGCGUGGUGACGUUGAACGUCAUUUAAAACACUUUUGGUGCUCUAAGAACACAGAUGCACCAUCUAGCGGCUGUCUAAAGGUGGGAUUAAAUCACAGUGAGAAGACGCUGAACGUCCAUAGGGAAGCAUUGAGUAAUGCUCUCCUACGGGCAGUUUGAAUGCGCGCGCAGCUCUUGCCACGCAUGCGCAUUCGGAGCUGAGAGGCGGAUCGGGGAGAUCCCCAGCGCCAAGGGAGUCCGGCGCUGGAGAAAGGUAAGUGCUUAAGACACACACACAUACUCUCAUGAACAGACGCAUACACACUAGCUAACAGACACACACAUUUACUGACAGACACACACUCACUGACAGACAGACACACUCACUCACUUACAAAACACACACUCUAACACUAACAUACACACACUAACACACACACACACACACACUCUCUAACACACUAACACUAACACACACACACACACUUUGAUUGUUCAGUUUGUCAGUAACAUAAACUUGGUCCUUCUCCAUAAACUAUUUCUCCAAUACACAGCAAUUUUUUGUAGUUUAUCUAAAAGAGAAUAAAUUUGAUAACAAAAGUAUAAUUAUCAAUAUGAGAAGUGUGCAAUUAGACAUCAUUCUGGAUUGGGGGUAUGAUGCAGGGAGUAUAUUGGUGGUGGGUUAACUCAACUUUUUGUACAUUCUACUAAAAUUAACAAGGAACAUAUAACAAGUAACAUUUGUGUCCCUAUUAAAUUUGUUAUAUUUGGACAUCUAUAGAUACAAAGUAUAAGUGGAGCGCAUAGGUAGAUAGUGAUCUCAAAUCAGAUCAGAUCUUCAAUCCCACCAACUUUCCGAUCAAGGAACAGAGAAGGACUGGUACACCAACAUCUAGUCUCCAGUAUCCCUUACAUACGCUGGGACCGGGCUGGCAGUGUGAAAGACAUCUCCCUGCAUUUGGCUAUUUGCCAUACCACCUUGUGUGAGUAGCGGUAUCUAAAACCGCACAUACUCACUUUCUUUUUUAUCUUGUAAGCAGCUGCAAUAUUAAUGGUUUCAUUUGUUUAUUUUGUACAAUAAAUUGUUAUCUUAUUAUAGAUCCACAAGCUUGUCGUACAGACUAUACUAUUAUCUAUUUUUUUGACUUUCUCUUUUUCUCUGUGUACAUGACUACCCAUAAAAAUCCUCAUGAGAAAUAUUAAAUAUUCAUAUGUACAUCUGCACUUUAUAUGCACUAUCUGAUUUAAGAUCACUAUCUACCUACGCACUCCACUUAUACUUUGUAUCUAUAAUUGCUCUCUAUUUUGUGCUGAUCACCUUUUGGGGGCUCCAGCACCUGAGUGUGUAGCUGCAUUCUUUAUAUGAUUUUAUUAUAGAGUAAUAUUAAUACAUUUAUACGAUCACUUUCUAAAGAGUGGAUUUUUCCCAUUUUUCUCUCUUUUUGAAUGCCUUUUAGCACUUUUACUACUCUGUAUUUUUUCUAAUAUUUGGACAUCUGGACUAAUUACUGUAUUUUCAUAUCUCUUAGACAGGGUGUCUCGCCAGCAAUGGGUUCAUCCCCCUAUGCAACCACAGAAUGUCUGUAGGCCAUGUCACCUCCCAAAUAUGCGGUAUGUACAAGGUAGUUUAUUGCAGUUAAUAGGAAAUAUUUUCUGUCUGGAAUUUGCAAUUCAGACUCCACGUGAGUAGGGCUGCCAUCAGAAAUGUUGGGGCCCCCGACAAAGCUCAAGGUCUGGGUCACCGGGAACCCGCCCACAAGUCUGUGCACAUGGCUCUUCCUGAGUCCGCCCCAAUGAUGCAAGACUGAAUGUGGUGUGUGUAUAGUGGAUGCAGAAUUAGAAUGUGUGUAAUAGAUGCAGAGAGCAUGUGUAAUGGAUGUAAUGUGUAUGUGUAUUAGAUACAGUGUGUGCAGCUAAAGCAGAAUGUGGGUUUUUGUAGUGGAUGCAGUGUGUAUAGUAAACGCAGAGUGUGUGUUUGUGUAGUGGAUGUAGUGUGUGUGUAUUAGACGCAGUGUCUGUGUAUAGUGAAUGCAGAGUGUGUAUAGUGGAUGCAGAGUGUGUGUUACUGUAGUGGAUUUGGAGUGUAUAGUAAAUGCAGAGUUUGUGUUAGGGCUGUGGAUGCAGUGUGUGUGUAAUGAAUGCAGAGUGUGUGUAUAGUGGAUGCUGUGAUAGUGAAUGCAGUGUGUGUGUAGUGGAUGUAGUGUGUGUAUAGUGGAUGCAGAGUGUGUGUUACUGUAGUGGAUGCAGAGUGUGUGUUUGUGUAGUGGAUUCGGAGUGUAUAGUAAAUGCAGAGUUUGUGUUAGGGCUGUGGAUGCAGUGUGUGUGUAAUGAAUGCAGAGUGUGUGUAUAGUGGAUGCUGUGAUAGUGAAUGCAGUGUGUGUGUAGUGGAUGUAGUGUGUGGAUAGUGAAUGCAGAGUGUGUGUAGUAUAUGUUCUGUUAGCGUAGUGAAUGCAGAGUCUGUGUUAGUGUAGUGAAUGCAGAUUGUGUAUUAGUGUAGUGAAUGCAGAGUGUGUGUUAGUGUAGUAGUGGAUGCAGAGUGUGUAAGUGUAGUGAAGGCAGAGUAUGUGUUAGUGUAGUGAAUGCAGAGUCUGUGUUAGUGUAGUGGAUGCUGAGUGCAUGUUAUUGUAGUGAAUGCAGAUUGUGUGUUAAUGUAGUGGAUACAGAGUGUGUGUUAGUGUAGUGGAUGCAAAGUCUGUGUUAGUAUAGUAAAUGCAGAUUGUGUGUUAAUGUAGUGGAUACAGAGAGUGUGUUAGUGUAGUGGAUGCAGAGUGCGUGUUAGUGUAGUGGAUGCAGAGUGUGGGUUAGUGUAGUGAAUGUAGAGUGUGUGUGUUCGCACACUGCGUCUGUACAUUACAGCUCCUUGAUCUCAUUAACUCUUGCGUGCUUUGCUUGAGUGCCGCAUGUAGCUUUGCCAUUGGAAACCGUGCCAACGCUCUGACAGGUGCACGUCUUGCGAGAGUUAGAGAGGAGCUGUAAUGUACAGACACUUGUGCUGGGCCCCUCUGCUGUAACAGGGAGCUGGUGGCCCGCAGUUGCACAUAUAUAUAGCGAUAAUCGACCGUUAUGGUUGUCACCCCCAGAUGGCAGCCCUGCAUGUGAGCCUGAAUUAGGUCUGGAUUUCAGCCAGACUGAAUGAUGCUGGAUGGCCAAAAUCCAGACAGGACAACUUCAAUUCUGGGCAUGGAUUUAAAAAAAAAAUCCAAACUAUUUGCCCUCUUGGUGCUGCGAUUUUAACCAUGUGGCAUAUGGCAAGCAUUUUGUUAGACAGCUGGUACAUUAAAAAAGUUAAAAUAAAUAAAUAAAUAAAUAGCCUACCGGGGUCAGUAAACCUCAUAUAAUAAGGGAUGCUAUAAACCUUGCUAUGUCCCCCACCUGCCAAAAUAUUUUCAUUAAUUAUUAUCAUGAUCUUUAAGGCUGUGGCUAAGCACAACUAAAUUAAAAUGUAACAUUUAUUAUUCUUCAGAGACUUUAGGGCACAUGAUAGUAUGCAUCAUCCGGGGGUCAUUCCACAUCAUACUCCUCAAAACAAUGGACACGUUAUUCAACAAAGACCGGUGAUGAGUGAUCAACGAUUUCCAAGUGAUCUACGGGUAGAACUGAGAGAGCCUCCAAAUCAUUUUGAAGAUCGGUGUAAGUUUUUUCUUUCUUGUACUGCUUUUAAAGUCAAUAUAUGAUGUAUUCGUUUAGAUAUGGUUUUAUCUUAAAUUCCCGGUUUUACUGGUGAAAGUUUACAGAUGUGUCAUAAGGUAUCAGAAAAUAAGCUGUCUGGAAGCGGGUCUCUGUUGCAUGAAUUGUAGUUUUCUCAACUGAAAUAAAUUAGUUUAUUUUUUUUCACAACGGAUUAACUACAUGACUCUGGAUAUACACUUGGCGGGUGGGGUGGCCUACAGCGAGUUUGCAACCACAAACCACAUGGCCCAGAAAGGAUCUGCAGAGGUCCUGCAAAGCGUAGCACUGACAUGACAGCUAGAGGAAGGGACAAGAGCUUAGCAGAGGCAUCCUAGGUGUAAGGGAAUGAGGUAGGAGAAACAGCGACCGACGCGCAGGACGCCAGACGUAUAUCUAGUUGGGCAAGAUAGAUAGUAAAAGUACUUGCCCCUAUGCCCGGGGGAAUCCCAAAGGGAAAAAGGAGAGCCGAUGGGCAGACCUUCCUAGGGGUGAGAAAGAGGCUCUUGUUUAGGGACCUCAAACGCAUGCAUGCAGACAUAGCGUUUUUACAGGAAACACAUCUCAAUAGAGCACACAACACCCUACUGAGAGACAGGCACUUUGAUAGGAUAUACACAUCACCGGCUACAAGCAAACACAAUGGGGUAGCAAUGCUACUCCACAAGAAUUGUCAACUACAGGUGACUAACACACUAACGGACGGAGAGGGACGGUACACCCUGGUCUCGGGCGCAAGGGGCCACACGGGUUCAGUGGCGGUUACUACAAAACCUUUGGUAACUUACUUAUACCUCACCUCUAGCAGGUGUUCAGAGAGGCCGGGAGAUGAGAUCAGUGAUCCAGGACAUGACCAUGGCCAAUAUAGUGCUACUCCCCAAAGACGAUAGGGACCCAACGGUGGUGGGAAACUACAGACUGGUUUACCUCAUUAACACUGACAUGAAAGCAAAGAUUCUCGCAGAGAGGCUGAUGACCAUGCUCCCCCAUUUAAUCCAUGCGGACCAGGUGGACUUUAUGCCCUGUCGACAACUAUAUGAAAACACCAGAAGAGCAGUUGACCUCGUCUGGCAUGCAGAUGAGGGUCGGACGCCUUCUCUGAUCCUAUCAUUGGACGCGGAGAAGGCGUUUAACAGGGUCCGGUGGCACUACCUCUUCGGACUUUUGGGCCACUGGGGAUUCCCCAUACCCUUUAUCAUGACAAUCAGUGGGGUGCAUGGAUCACCUUUCAAUAUAUACAAAGGGGGCCCGCUAUCGCCGGUUCUGUUCGAUCUCUACCUAGAGCCUAUGCUCCACCUAAUACGGAAGAACAAAGCAAUACAAGGCAUAAGAAUGGGGGGGGAGCUACAAAGCGGCCGCAUACGCCGAUGAUGUCCUGGUUACAAUACAAAACCCCUCUUGAUCACUACCAACCCUAAUGGAGAUACCCUCCACUUACGGAGAACACUCUGGCUACAAAAUUACGAUAAAUUCUCAGUCAUUCCGUUCCACGCAGAUCACACAGCGCUUCAAUCAGGAUACAACAUAAAACUCACCACAUUCUUCGAAUACCUGGGAAUCACACGCCAGCCUCACACACAGAUAUGGAGAGCAAAAAACGGGUCGCAAGAGUAUUCUGAGAACGGACAGCAGCUAAAAUAGCCUGCCCUUCGGUGGGUCCCUGCUCAGAACUCAAGCUGGUUUUAGGUCAUCUUGUGCCAUUCUUGAGCGAACAUAUCUGAAGCAUAUCAGACAGGUCCCACCCAUACGGGCAGUCCAGAUCCGAAAUGCCAGCAAGUUCUCUCUGCACGAGAGAUACAGCAACCCCAGACAAUCGUUUCAGCCUUGUUAGGCAUCAUCAGUGAGGCAUAGCUGAUAUCUCUCUAGGCACCUUGAGCAAGGGGUCCACGUCUGGAUUACCCUUUAAACUAAUGGAGAGCAAAAAAACAGGUCGCAAGAGUAUUCUGAGAACGAACAGCAGCUAAAAUAGCCUGCCCUUCGGUGGGUCCCCGCUCAGAACUCAAGCUGGUUUUAGCUCAUCUUGUGCCAUUACAGAGAGAACAUAUCUGAAGCACAUCAGACUGGUCCCACCCAUACGGGCAGUCCAGAUCUGAAAUGCUAGCAAGUUCUCUCUGCACGAGAGAUACAGCAACCCCAGACGAUCGUUUCAGCCUUGUUAGGCAUCAUCAGUGAGGCAUAGCUGAUAUCUCUCUAGGCACACGCAGAUAUAGUGAACAGAAAAAAAAGGGUGAAAGCGCACAAACAGUGGAAUAUUUUACCUUUAAAAUCUUGUAUAGGUCCUAUUUUCAGCAACAGACAGACAGUAACUGUGGACCCUAUAUAUAAUAUAUACAAGAAAACAACAUAGUGUAUACUGUUGAAACCUAUUUACAAUAUGUGGAGAAACUUAUUACAAACAUCUAAGAGGAGGAUCAGAUCCAGUGUAUCCCUUGGUGGAUGAAAUACCUUUACAGUCCAGAGCCUAGCUUAUGUGGCUCUGGAAAGUGUGAGCGAACCUUUUUUUAUUCUCCACAUAUUGUAAAUAGGUUUCAACAGUAUACACUAUGUUGUUUUCUUGUAUAUAUUAUAUAUAGGGUCCACAGUUACUGUCUGUUGCUGAAAAUAGGACCUAUACAAGAUUUUAAAGGUAAACUAUUCCACUGUUUGGGCGCUUUCACCUUUUUUUUCUGUUCACUAAAUCUUUCAUUUGGUGUAAUAAGUGACUGUACACAGAGGUGUUUUUAAGCUGCACCAGUUGUAGUAUUUUGUGUAUAGCGCCCUUUUUCCUUCUAUUGUGUAUUUCUCACGCACAGAUAUAUUCGACGUACUACCGACCACUAGUAAAAACCUUACAGAUGGAAAUAGAACAAUGGCAGGAUAGACUGAUAUCUUGGAUAGGUAGAGUGCACAGCAUUAAAAUGAAUGUCCUGCCCAAAAUCUUAUUCCGUUUUCAAGAAUUAACUAUAAGGGUAAACCGAUAGACUCCUUCAUAUGGCACAAAACAAGACACAGACUGGCUAGGAACGUACUAUACAAACCCAAAAAUGGGGGGGGGAAGGGGGUUUGCUGGGACUUCCGCAUAUCUUGCUAUACUAUUAUGCAGCCCAACAGGCUCAAAUAGUACUUUGGCAUGCCCCACCGGGUGAACACAGAUGGGCAGACAUUGAAGCAGGUUUGCUGAAAUAUGAUAACCCUGAAAUGUACAUGUGGAUAGACAGACCCUGUAGGGCCCUUAUCCUCACAGAAUGCCAUAGAUCCUAAACUCCCUAGACAUCUGGGAUCUGUUACGCAGAAAAUACUCCCUGACCAGACCUCAGUCCCCAAAUGACGCCGAUCCUAUGCAACAGACAAUUCCUUUGAGAGAUGUGGUUAUAAAAAUAGAUGACAACUACAUAAUGGACGACCUAGCAGUGAGAGUGAAGCGCAUGGUGCCAGCCUUCUCCAAAACAUGAGCACCCUGGUUGGAGUAUAAAGAAACCUCACCAUGAGUGGGGGUUGAGUGGCGGGCAUCGAGGUGGCAACCUCUUUUUCCAUUUUUCCUUUUCUAUCCUGUACUUACUCCUAUCUCAUCUUCUUCUUGUAUCGGAGCGUCCUCUAAAUUACCCCUCAAGCAUAGCAAAAUAGGCUAAACGGUGCGUGAAUGGCGUGCAAUGACGUAGCUUUGAGACCCAGAGUCCCAUUGAGGGGCAAUCCAAAGGCAGAUACUGCCAUGGCAUGAAUCCAACCGGGGACGCCGCUGGAGCGCCCCGGCCGGUGGUCAUGGCCCCUCUGGUGCCAAGAAAGGAGCCUUGGCUAGGGGCCCAGUGGGGACUCGUGGGAGCCAAGGGGAUGGAGACACUGGAUGGUUCGAUUCUGAGAGCCAAAAAGCGGUGCACACAGACACGGAUGCAUGUCUUUUUCUUGGUAAGACAAAAGGUCUAAAACCUUGACAGAAUGCGUAUUAGCCACAAUACAUCUCAGCCAAAUCUACCUGAUCCAUGCUUUGGCUUUUGCAAAAGCCGUACUACUGUUGAUACAAUGUACUUUCUGUCAAUGAAAAAAAUUUGAAUUUAAAAAAAUAAAAAAAUUAGCCAAUAGGUGUUAUCAGCAGUUUUUCUGCUCCCGAGGAGCCAUUUAACAGUUCAGAUUGAUUUAAAACUGUUAAAAGCUUAUCGAAAACAGAAAAAUAUUGUUUCGCAUAAUGAAACCAAAGCCUAAAAAUUAAUAUUUUACAUUGAAAAUAAAGGCUUUGGUGAUUCACUUCCACCUUUUGUCUCCCCACCGUUACCCAUUAGUGGAGCAUGGGGGCUCUAUUAUUAAUAAAUGAGGCAAUGCCCCAGCCAAGCUCCCACACGUGGGUGAGGGCUCUAAUAUUAAUAAAUGGGAAGCGACCUAAUGCCCACACAAAUUUUGAGAAAUGUAUUCCUUGCCUGACAGAGCACUCUUGUGAAUAUGAUUUUUAUUAAUUUUGCGUAUUUAAAUUUGCGGUGAGACGCGCAGGUCUCCAUUGCAUGUUAUUAUAAAAGGUAACAAAUUAGGCUCGCAGGCCCCAUCACAGAAGGACUCGCAGGUCCCCAUUUUCUGGUAUUUACAUUUGUUUGGGAAUGUAAAUUAAGUAACGUUUACAUGAACUGAGUGAACAUAAUGCUUUGUAAUCUUCCUUGAACCAGAUUAAUCAGUCUUUGAUUAGGUGUCAGUGUUUGUAGGCCACCCCUAUGGUCCCUGUCCACGGCGUCUCAUCGGGCCCUGUGUUCUUAGCUAUGUGUCAUCGUCCGUGGUGGGCUUGUGUUUACCCCUGUUAUUACUAUCGGUGUUUCACGUGUUUAACCAGGGGAAUGGUGGUAUUGCGGGGAAAGGGUACCCUUACCUUGGGCGUGUGGAUACUGCAUUAGCCGUGUCAUUGCUGGGCCUGUCCAGGGUUCCCUCAGGUGUUCGCAUGUUUUGGCUUUGGGGUGUCUUCCCGGGCCGGUCUGGAUGUAAGUACUAGCUCGUGUUUGUUGAUCGUUCCCAAUUAUGUUUUCCCUUGUCGCUAUGGGUGCGGAGGGGAUGAUUCAGUCAAUGAUGAUGCUCUGGUAUUUCGCAGGGGGCAAGAGGGGGGGGAAUGUGUCUGGGUGGGAAGAAAGGAAGAAGGGGGGGGUAGUUCCGUCCAAUUCGUCUGUCGACCAUCUAGCAUCGUCUGGGGUGUGUGUUCUGAGUACUAUCUGUCUGUGUCGUGGUUCCCGUUAAUGUUAGGCCUGAGUUUUAAUUGGAACUCUUCUUUUGCCGUCUCUAGAAUCCAGUGCGUCCAGAUGCUCAUGUAGGUAGUGGGUGUAGUGUUGGCCGUCAUGGUCAGUUCCUCUAUCGACCUUAGUUCUUCCAUUUGGCUAAACCAGGUCGAGAGUGGAGGUGUAAGUGUUUGUUUCCAGAAUUGGGGGAGCACUCGUUUGGCCACGUUAAGUAUUCUAAUGGUCAUGGAUUUUUUGUAUUUGGAUCGGGGAACUGUUGUGUGGUGUAGGAGCAUCGCUGCCGGUUCCAGGGGGGGGGGGGUGCGUCCGCGAACUUCUCUAGCAUUUUGUGUAUCCUCUUCCAGUAUGGUUGGAUCAACGCGCAAUCCCACCAGAUGUGUUUUGUGGUACCCACCUCUCGUUCACAUCUCCAGCAGAGUCUGGAGUGUUCUGGGUUUACGUGGUGAAGGAGAUGUGGUGUCCUAUACCAAUGUGUUAGAAGCUUGUAGGCCGUUUCCUGUGUUUUGCUGUGAGUGGAACAGUGGUGUGUAAGGUAGCAGAUGGUUUCCCAUUCUGCUUCCGUUAGUGUGUUACCCAGGGCUGUUUCCCAUUUUCCCAUGAAUAGCGGUGUCUCGGACGGGGUUUCUGAUUGGAGCAUGGAAUAUAAGAAGGACACUCCAUGCGGGAGCGGGUCUGGGUGUGAGCUGACCACUUCUAUCGUGGUCUGGUCUCUGGCCAGUGCUGGUCCCUGCGGCAGGGAGUGGAUGUAAUUGGUCAGUUGGGCAUGUCGGAAGCGGUGCAUAAAGGUCGGGGGCGUCUCUCCCAUCAAGUCCGUUAGUGUUUUACAUUUCCCACCUUGGAGGAAGUGGUGUAGGCGUGGGGUUCUGUCUGGGAAGAUGUGUUUGAGGGUUCCAGGGUCCAGACCCGGCGGGAAGUCCUCGUUGUGUGUCAGGGGCAGGAGGGGGGAGGGGUACGGUGCCAUAUUCCCUUUCUUUGCGGCCUUCCUCCAAACUCUCAUAGUGUGUCUCGUGUAUAUGGACAUGUCACCUCUAUCGGUUGUGUCUCGGCCCCAGGGAAGCCCCGAGAUCGGUCUGCCUGCUUCUGCCUCUUCCACUGUCUUCCAUAGUUUGUGAACUCCGUCUUUAGACCACUCCAUGAUUCUCUGCAGGUGUGUGGCUACGUAGUACUGGUGGAAGUCUGGGAGGGCUAGUCCCCCUUUGUCUUUAGGACGUGUCAGUGUGGAAUAUUUCACUCUGGGCCUCCUCCCGUUCCAUACGUAUUUUAUCAUUUCUUUUCUGAGUGUGUUAAAGAAGGGGCCUGGUAUGACAGUGGGGAUGGCCUGGAAGAGGUAUAAGAGGCGCGGAAGGAAGUUCAUUUUUAUGACCUGCACUCUCCCGAGCCACGAUAUGUGCGGGUAGGACCAUUCCCUCAAGUCUCGUUGGAACGUGUGUAGUAUAGAGGCGAAGUUGUCCCUAUACAGGUCUCUGCUCUGCUUGGUCAGCCAUACCCCUAAGUAUCUAAUUUUUUGUUCGGCCCAUUGAAAGGGGAAGCUGCGUCGUAGCGGGUCCGCGCGUGUGGCGGGGACGCUAACAUUAAGGAUGUAGGAUUUGCCGUAGUUAAUUUUAAGGUUAGAUAUAGCGCCAAAUGUCCGCAGGUCUUUCUGGAUGUUUGGGAGGGUGAUCUCGGGGUUGGUCACCACGAAAAGUAAGUCAUCCGCGUACGCCGCUACCUUGUGGUGUAUUUGGCCUGUCGUCCGGCCCGUUAUGUCUGGGUUGUGGCGGAUGUGUGUGAGGAAUGGUUCCAGGGCGAGAGCGAACAGUAGCGGCGAGAGGGGACAUCCCUGUCGCGUGCCGUUGUGUAUGGUAAAGGUCUCAGUCAGCGCCCCGUUAACUAAUACCUGGGCCGUCGGUGCUCGGUAUAGCGCCUCUAUCCAGCGUCGAAUGUGGGGACCCAGCCCCAUGUGGGAUAGCGUCUCGAAGAGGUAGUCCCAGCUCACUCUAUCGAAGGCCUUCUCUGCGUCCGUGGACAACAAGAGGAGGCCUCCGUCCGUGCCCCCACCUCCGUGCAUAAGUGUGAGCGCUCUGAUGGUGUUGUCGCGUGCCUCACGUCCUGUCACAAAUCCCACCUGGUCGGGGUGGACCAGAGACGGGAUAUGUUUGGUGAGGCGCACCGCCAGGAUCUUGGCUAGUAGCUUAAUGUCGCAGUUGAUUAGCGAUAUUGGUCUGUAAUUCCCGCAAUGCUCUCUGUCUUUGCCGUCCUUGGGUAUGAUGGUAAUAUGGGCUGUCAGGGCUUGGGUAGGGAUGUGGUCUCCUUCUCGUAUCGCGUUAAAUGCUUCCACCAUGGGUGGGUAGAGAUCCUCGGCGAAAGUCUUAUAAUAUUUUACCGGUAAGCCGUCCGAUCCCGGGCUUUUGCCCGGUUUAGUGAGUUUGACUGCUCGCGCUAAUUCCUCAACGGUUAUGGGUUCGUCAACCAGGUCAGCGACUUCUACGUCUAGGGUCGGUAUCGGGUAUUUAGUCAGGUAUUCCUGAAUCGAGUGGCGAAGGUGUGCCUUAGCCAGUUCGGUUGUCGGUUGUGGGAGUUCGUAUAGCUCAGUGUAGUAUGUACGGAUCGCUCUCAUGAUAUCAGUCGGGAGUCGGUGUAGGGUCCCCUGUUUGUCUCUGAUCUUGUCGAUGUAUGUGUGCUGUCUCUGUUUCCUCAGCAUCGUAGCAAGGAGCUUACCGCUCUUGUUCCCAUGUAGGGUAAAGAAUGCCUUAUUUCUAAGUGCCUCCCUGUGGUGUUUGGAAUGCAGUAUGGUCGCUAGGUCCCUUCGCAGUUGUAGGAGUCGGGUCUGGUGUGUGUGGUCUGGGUCGCGUUUGUUUUGUUCAUCCGUUUUGUAUAUGUCAUCUAAUAGGGCGGUCAGUCGGGCUUCGGUUUGUUUUUUUAGUAUUGCCCCCUGUUGGAUGUAGUGACCUCUUAUCACACUUUUGUGUGCCUCCCAGCGUAUCGUCGGCGAUGUCUGCUCCGUCGUGUUGGUGGCAAGGUAUUCUCUGAUUUUAUCGCCUAUACGGGUCGUGACUCCCGGGUGGGAGAGUAGGUAUUCAUUGAGUCUCCAUUUCGGAGAUGUGGGGCGAAAUAGUGGUGACUUUAUUUUGAGGGAGACAGGGGCAUGGUCCGACCAUGUGGCUGUUCCGAUCUCGACGUCAGUUACCAAUGAAAGGUCGUAGUGUGAGGUGUAUAUGUGGUCGAUGCGGGAGUAUGAGUUGUGCGGGUGGGAAUAGAAAGUGAAGUCUCGGGCGUCUGGGUGGUGGGCCCUCCAGCAGUCGACCAGUCGGUGGUCCCGGAGUAGGGAUUUGAUGCCUUGCAGUUGUUGGUUGGGGAUAUGCGAGGUGCCCGUUGAGGUGUCCCAUGACGGUUCUAAUGCGACAUUAAAGUCCCCCCCCAGUAUGAGAGUCCCUUCUUUGAACGCCUGGAGCUUGUGGAGUGUUUGUUUGAGGAAGCGGUAGUGUCGUGUGUUUGGGGCGUAUAUAGUUGCGAACGUGUACUGACGGCCUGCUAUUUCCCCCUUGAGGAAUAGGUACCUGCCUUCAUCGUCCGACAAGCAGCCCCCCUCCUGGAACGGCACCCUCUUAUGGAAAAGUAUUGCUGCUCCCCUAGCUUUCCCCCCGUGGUAGUCACUGUAGAAUCCUUGUGUGUAGUGUUGGUUUGUUAGUUUGGGUCUGGCCCCUUUCUGAAAGUGUGUUUCCUGCAACAUGACUAUCGAGGCCCUUUGUUUAUGAAAGUCUCUCAGUGCUCCUGAUCUCUUCUCUGGUUUGUUCAGGCCUUUGGCAUUGAUCGUGAGAAUAUGCAGCGGGGCGGGAGUCAGUGUCAUGUCGUUUGGUCAGUCGGCUGUUGGGUGGUGCUGUAUCGGUGUCGUUGUCCAAGUCCCUGCUGUGUGUGUGUACCAGGUGUGGCCUGUUCGUCGUGGUCAGUGUGAGGACAAGGUGUCAGGGUUCGAGGUGGGGUAGAGAGAGGGAUAAGGUAUCGUGGGAUUCGUGGAGAUGUCCUGUGAUCUCCAGUGGGUGUGUUCUGGUCUCGGGACCGUUAGGUGUAGACGUCGGGGAGUUUCAAUCCACGGUGCCACCAGUGGCUCCCGUGAGUGACUCACCGUCUGAGUGACGUCUCUCCUACUGGGCAGUGGUAGGGUAUAUCGGUGUCGGUCUUCCGUACCGCCAGUCGGGUCCCAUGUCACCCCUUUUUGGCUCCCGGAUGCUACCUCAAUGGGAUGUGAUGGUCUUCCCCGCCUCGGGGUGUGUUGGCUCGAGAGCCGGUGUGUGUGUUGCACAGCAUGUCUGUUCAAGGUACCGUAGUAAGGCAUAAACCGUAACAAUAACAUAUAGAUUAAAUUCACAACAGGUGAUAACAAGCAGUUGACAUUUCUACCAUGGUGCAGGGCUGCGCUUCCACCCCCUCCCCCCUCGCUCCCCUCUCCCUCCGUUGGGUUGCUUAUCUAGCGUGAGCAAACUCGUCCCUUGUUCCUUUACUCUCUGGGUUUGGGGGCACCCUCAUCCGGGGUCAGGGCGAGGGCACUCGUGUCUCUGGAUUCGUUUUAAUCAAUCUGGGUGUGCUCCCUCGGGUGGUCGCUUACGUGUCCGUGCCCUCCUUGUCACAUGUUUAGAGCGUGUAGCUGAUCUAUGGGCUAGUCUGGAUUGUGUGGCCUGGUUGCGACCUUACCCUCCAUCCCCACCGUAUCUUAUCAGCAUCCCCGCCCCGGGUGUGCCCCACCGGCGCCGUCCCCCGCCUGCUCCCCGAGGUUCAUCACAGGGUAGGCGAACGGUGGCGGCCGGGCCCAGCCGGGGGGGUGGCGCCCCCCGGUGCUUCUCUGCUGGUGUGGCUGGACGUGUCUCUUGUGGGAGGUGUCCCUGCGGUUGUGUGGCCCAGUGGCGGCCGCUCCCGCUCCCCUCUCCUGCAACCCUUGUGUCCCCACCCCGGGUGUGCCCAGCCGGCACCAUCCCCCGCCUGCUCCCCGAGGUUCAUCGCAGAGCGGGCGGACGGCGGCGGCCGGACCCAGCCGGGGGGGCGGACACUCUAUAUUCUCCUAACCCUUUAUAUGUGGACCAGAUGUCCCUCGUUACCCUUGCACCUUGCGUUAUCAUAAAAAGGUUAAAUUAGUCCAUUAGGCCACAGGGCUCCGCGUGGCCGGGCUCCUGUGUCCCAGGUACGCCCCCUGGUGCUUCUCUGCUUAUGUGGCUGGGUGUGUCUCCCGUGGGAGGUAUACUUGCGGUUCGGAUGGGUCAGCGCAUUGUGUCCACAGUCUCUGGAUCUGGAAAUCGGGUAUGGAGGUGUGUGUCUGGUCCACGGGUGGGUCGAGGUGAGGCCCAGGAUGGAAGGUAGGUGGUGCGCAGUCCUUUAUAUGUUGGCGCCCGUGGGGCGCGUGGUCUGCUGUCUAGUUCUUCGUGGCCUGGUGGGCUGUUGCGACUGGCGGUGUGCUUCGGGUGAAAACUCGUAGAAGGACAUCGGGUCCGGCCAGGUCAGCUGUAUGUGCGGUAGUUGUAGUUCCCGGGCAAUGUCCCUCAUAUCGCCGUCGUUCUUCACUGCGAAGGAGCCGGUGCUUGUGGUGACCUGUAUGCCAGUGGGGAAGUUCCACCGAUAUCUGAUCUUGUUGGCUUGUAGUGUGCGUGUAAAAGGGCGCAAUGCCCGUCGGUAUGCCAGGGUCGCUGGAGAUAGGUCCGGGUAUAGUUGCAGUUCCGCGCCAUGAUGAAAGAUUUGUUGUUUCUCCCUAGCGCUCUUCAGGAUGUCUUCCUUCACUUGAAAGUGUAGUAAACAGCAUAUCACGUCCCUUGGGGGGGACUCCGAAGGGCCUCUGGGUCUGAGGGCUCUGUGUGCCCUAACGAAAUCAAUAGGCGUCGUGUUCGGCCGCUGUAGGAGGGAGUUGAAGAUUUCCGUGAGGGAAUCUCGUAUUGGGGUUGUCUGGUCCAGUUCCUCAGGCAGGCCCCGAAUUCUGAUAUUCUGCCGCCUCCCCCUAUUAUCGGGGUCUUCCACGUGGAGGGCCAUUUGGCGCAGUUGUAGCGUCUGCCGCUGUAUUACGUUUGCGGUGGCGUUUUGUGCAGAUGUCACAUGGUCACAGUCUGCCUCCAACAAUGCUAGCUUAUGGUGUAGCCCCUGCAUGUCCUCCCUCAAGGCAUGGAGUUCCCCUGUUAUGGACUUGUGGAGGGCGGCAUUUGCCUCUUUAAGGUCAGCUUUCGUGGGUAGGUUGCUCAAUAGGGAUGCCCAGUCCAGCUGGGAUGGGGGUAGGUCAGGUGUAAGUAGUACCUGUUCGUGAUGUCUGCUGCCUGGUGAGGGCGGGCGGGCCAGGCCCGAGGCCUCCGAGUCACUGGAGGCCUGAGAGACGUGAUCCGCUUGGGUCAGGAGGUAUUGUCUCAUGCCCGGCGUCUGGGACCCCCUGGGAUUGUUGGCGGCCGCUGCCGCUUGCUGUUGCCGGUUUGUUUUGCCCAUUUCGCUGUGUGUGGGGCUAAUGAGGCGGGUGAUAGUGCAGAGCCUGCAGGGAGCUUCGGGUUCACGCCGCCAUUCCGAUCGGCGUCCAAGCCACGCCCCCCUGACAGAGCACUCUGACUGAAAUAUCAUGUUGUGGGGAUGCCCUCAUAAGGACUUUUCCCGCCAUGCAACUUCAGUCUGCAAUGAGCACUUUUGGGACAAAGAAGGAUUGUUUUUAUUUCGUUACGUUUUUUUUGUUUGUUUUUUUUAUACUAUCCAGUUUUUCUUUUAUUUGUUGUGUUGGGAAGUUUUUGACCUUUUUUGCUGCUGGAUAAAAAAGAUUUGAGAAAAAAGACAUCUGAUGUAAAAAAAUAAAAUAAAAUAUAUAUAUAUAUUUCGAUAUGUUUUAGCUUUAUUGUCCAUCCCCCUCCCUUCCCCGUCCCUCACUAUUACUAGGGUGGGUAGGUAGGGUGCAUUCACUUCGAGAAGGUGGUAGGGGCUUGAGAGACCCCUAACCAUCCAGGGGGUUACUUAAGGACAACUGCGACGGUAGACAAUGGCAUGUCUAUCACUUAUCGUAUAUUUAAUUAGAGCUCCACACAACACUCAUAGGGGCUGGGGGUCAUUAGGUCUCCACCCCCAUUUAUAUUUUUGAUACAAACCUGCUGCCCAUGGUGUGGCCUGGAGGGGAACAUUAGGACCCCAGGUCAUUAUAAUUAGAAGUCCCACCCACUGACCAAGGGGGGUUCUUCAGGACACUGAGCCACCCACAUUAUUUUUCAUUUUGGCCUAAAAUUUUAAGUUCAUUUUGCAUUUUAGAUUUGCACUUUAGUAAAUAAGACACACUGUUUGAUGUUGCUGAUGAUGUUGCUGCAUAAACAAUUUUGUACUGUGCAAUUAUCCUAAGUAAAAUGAUAUGUAAAUGCAAUUAUCCCCAGACAGAAUUAUUGGGAUGUAAAUAAUCUACAUUUCCGAUUUACAGUUAAUUGUAUUGGUAAUGUGCAAACCUGCAAUUUUGGUAUGCUGGUACAGAAAGCAUUGCAUCAGCAUCCCCUGAACAGUUUGUCCAAUUUGUCCUUACUAUAAGCUAUGAUAACAAAUUAAUGUUUAUUUACAGUGAAAGUCUUUAUUACCUAUUCCAAGGACGUCGCUGAGGAGGUCAUACGCCUGGCCGGUUUUCUUUUCAAGAAUGGGUUCAUGACAACAGUAAGUAUAUCAUCUUUUUUUAAAUAAUGACUUGUAAUUAUUAAGUCCACUGGUUACGUAGCAAUCUCAGGGUCCACUACAUCUUGCAGUAGAUAAAUUCCACUUUAAUUUUCAUGUGGGUUGCCUAGUGAACUGAAUGGAUGCAUGAGCUCAUAGCUCUCUCUGAGGAACCCUGCAAAUAGCAAAAUACAGAUAUUUUAUGCAAUCCCACCAACCAAAACUGACAACCAAAACACCUCUCACCGGCCGACUGGAGGCCAUUAGCUUGAGCUCCGGCUGUGAGCUCGUGAUAACAGCACAAAAUACUGUUCCUGACCGCUUAAAAGACGGAUCCUCCGACACCUGUGCACGGAGAAUGACCUAAGCUUUUACCCGCUACCCGCAUGAAACUCCUCGCCUGUCGGGUGAGUGGAGGCAGCCAUCCCCGGCCUACCAACGGCUGAGAAUCCGACCGCAUGCGCAUCCGCGGGGAAGCGCUGAGCCGAGGCACCCGGGCAGAAGAAGCCACGAGAGGAAUACUCCGACAAAGAGCAACUCCCGGCCCGGGGCACGGCCCUGUCCCCCCCCCGGCCGGUGGGGGUUAUCCCGGCCACAUGGCGACCGCUCGUGCCGUGACGGGAGCCCCCGCUGCGGUAACGUGCUGGACGCCUAUACUGGCAAAGCCUCCAUACAGCACAGCCAGCCAGCAGAUGUGGGAGCUGAUAAGGUGGAAGCCAUCCGCCUUCAAGAGGAAGCACCUAGGAAGGGUGUGGAGCAGAGCAACGGCUGUGUGGAGGACGGCCAGCCGGCAGAUGUGGACACUGCCACGGUGGGGAAGGUACACUCACCUGAGGAGGCAAUCAGGCAGAGAUAAAGGAGACCUGCACUAAUACAGAGGUUGGAGACCUAAUGCAGCUGCACCCCACUGCCUGUGUAUGUUCUCCCUCAAGCCACCAGUGACUAAUCAGAGCUGUAGUAACCAUGAAGAAUACCCACCAUGGCGAGCUGAUCCAAACGGCCGAUACGGACUCUGGCAUUGCUGAGCACCAGAUGGAUCCCUCGUGACGACUGCCCACCCGUCAGAAAAAGUGAGUGCCCAGGCAUCUGGGUCUGGGAGGUCCCCGGAGAGCCUUGUCCCUGAUGCUGGGAGCCCUGUGGGGCUGGUCUGCGUGGCCCCCCCGGCGGACCGGUGGCCGGGGGCGGCGGGCACCGGCUCCAAGUAUGUGGCCGGCGCCAGGAGAGACAUUGGGACACUCGCUUCCCUGGGCGGUGUUGGGGAGGUGCAGGGAGCAGGAGGCCCGCGGACUCUAGGUGUGGGGGUCAAGUGGACUGUCUCUGCCACCGAGUGCCCACAGCACCGCGGGGGACCCAUGUGAUGGGCUGGGGUCGCUCCGGGGAGGACGGACGGAGACUCGGCAUCCCAGGAGAUGCACUGCGGCCGUGCCACGGGAGGCCCUCAUCGGACAGAUACUAAGACCAGCCUGGCUCCUUUACUGUUACAGUUAUUACCGUUAAUUUAUUUUUGCUUUGUUCUGUAUACAUCCAUCCUUACCGCAUGCCUAGUUCACGACGCAUUAGACGCAGUAAUAGGGCUGCUAGCUAUGCCUAAACCCCUGCUUCACGAUGCCUGACUAACAUAUCGUAUAAAAACAUGUGUACUUGAGGUAGCAAUGGGACCCGAAUAUAGUUUUGGUAGGGACGCUACAGAACGACACCCCACGUGGUCCUGCUGUCUUCAGCUGACAAACCUUAUUAAAUUGCAAAAUACAACACCCUCUACCACAACACACGCCAUAUUGCUAUAUAUCGCCUCACCGGGAGACAGGCAGCCACCCGACGCUCGCUUUCACAGUGCUCAGGAGAUAAGCUCCGUUCAAGACACCUAGCGCAUGCACCUGGCUCAAGAAGAGCCCGCUUAACGCACACAGACCUGAACAUUUAGCCACGCAUCUAAGCAAGCACUGCACGUAUUGACCAUUUCAUACUUAGCACCCGCAUAUAACGUGCACAACUUUUGAAUCUUAACUGAGCUUCCCUUUUGUCAGUCCUAAUGCUAUAGUUUUUUUAGAUUUUAUACAAAGCCAAAACAAUAGGAAUCUAACAACUAGAUGCCACGGAUAAGAAUCUAUGGCACAUAGCAACGAAAGGUGAACAACAAUGUCACGCUAAACGGUCCUCUGCGCAGGCAACCGAAUGUUUCCACCGUUAUAAAUUGAUGCUUAAGCCCCUGCGCGGGCAAUCACUUGCUUCAUUAUUUGACAAAACAGUUUGAUACAUGCAUCCAUGUUAUGAAUACAAUAAAAAUAUUUAAAACAAAACACCUCUCACCUUUAUGAUGAGUCAGCAGAAAAGGCAGAAGUUAGGGGAAUCAUCUGUCGCUAUUUAUUUCCAGCCUAAAAACAGCAGGUUGCAUAGUAAUAUGGAGACGGUGCCACCACAUUCUCCUUCGACAUGGAAAACUGUACAGACAACAUUGACAGUUCACAAUUAAGCCAUAUAAGUGCUCUCAAGGUUUAUUCAGCCUGAUAAUCUCUAGAGAGAAAAUAAACGAGAUCUGGAUGCUUGGACAGAGGACUGCUGAAAUCGAGGAGAGAAUGAAGAAGGUAGUGAAGCCCACAACACUUUCAUAGACUGGACCAGUGCCUUUCAGCCAGAAUGGCAAAUGAUAAAGUCAUAAUAAAAGAUUUAUCAAAUCACUCACAGUGUAACAACUUUAGAAUCUGGGGACUCUCAGAACAGACCGGAAAAGGCUUCCUGAACUCUAUUAUACUAAGUUUAUUGUGGUUUAUCAACUGGAUCCACAGAGCCAUAAAGGUCGAAAAGGUAAACAACACAGAGACAUCAUCAUGGGAUUCCAUUUCUUUGAAUCUAGGGAAGCAAGUUGUCCAGAAUCACUAAAAUCGCAUUUAAUGAUGAACUGUUCCAUCUAUAUAUGGACAACAAAUACACAUAGCAAUAAACACACCUUUUAUAUCUGCAUAUAUGUUUGUGGUGGCAAGUGGCUUUUAAUUCUGGCUAGUAGGUCAUGACUUUUGAGCUCUGAUUCUUAUACCCAAAGAAUUAAAAGAUCCCUAUUUAUAGUUUAUACCCUCUUCAAGUGUGUUUACAAGAUAUUUACCAUAGUCACAGCUAAUAUUGUCCUCACUCCUUCUUGACUUUCUAAUCAUUCUAAUCAGAUUGGCCUUUUCCUACUAGACAUGCCUUUAUGAACACCCAACGCAAUAUUGACUUGAUCUAGUGCACCAUGUCUAACAGAAUGCCUUCCUUCCUCCUUUUGUUGGACACAGAGAAGGCAUUCACCCUUCGGGAGUGGCCUUAUCAAUUCAUUGUCUUGAAAUUAUUUGGUUUCCCACCAAAAUUUCUGACAAAGUCAUAUAUAAAAGUGUGGGUACACCUAAUAUGAAAGAGGUAAAUUAUGGCUGAACGGACAUAUAGCUCAAAUUCUAGUUUUUGUUUUGAUCAAAACUUCAAUUGCCUCCGUAAUUAAUGGGUUAAAGUGUUCAGUUUGCAUUCAGGUCUACUACUAAAGGAUGACCUGAAAGAGUUCACCACCAAAAGGUGACCUUUAGUCUGGCGAGUUGCCAAGCAAUAAAAGCACAUUGGACACUUUAGAAGACUUUGGUUCCUCCUUUCUAUUAGCAAACUUUCAAUUUCAUGACUGAGGACUUCCAUAAGGUUAUGGUACCACUUCUAAUGAAUGCGAUACACCUUUCACUUUUUGUUGAGUACCUUCUAAAAUCUCUCUUGUGUCUUUGUUUUAGGUUGACAUAUUUGAGCAAUCAGUACUAGGGAUGAAUAUCCAGGUUUGGAUGGAUGAUAAACUUAAAGAUGUAAGUAUUAAAGGUUAGUAAUCUCAAUAAAGUUUUUUCAGGAGUGAGAUGUAAGGAACAUUCCACCCUAAAAUGACUAGGAGAAUUCCCAAAUUGGAUUUUUACCUAAAGUUUAAAAUUGACUCUGAAUUUGUGGUGGUGAAUGUAAUCUAUUGCUCUACCAUAUGGAGAACUUAAAUUGUAUUUGCUUUUUGAGUGAACAGGUUUAUAUUUGUAUUUCCUUUAACAUUAUCCCAUAUCAACUUGCCAUUUGCCGAUUUGUUGCUAUGUUUUUAUUAUUUUUUUUCUAAACAGAUGUCCAUGAAGAUAAUAAUAGCCAUAAGCCCACAGUACAAGCUGGAUAUAGAAAAAUAUGGAGGAGCUAUCAGCAAUGAACAUGGCUUGCACACCAAAUAUAUCCACACAAUUGUAAGUGUAUAUUAUUGAUCUAUACUGAAAAAAAAAUGCACCCAUGCUGCGUAUGUCUGAUAAAUAAAUCUUAUUUACAAAGACAAAACAUGUGUAGAUUUAGAAUGUUGCACCUUAAAGCUGCAGUGAGACCAUUUUGAACUAAUUUUGCUCCUCAGAUGGCUGCCAUUCAGUGUCUCCACCUUCUGCAUGGAGACACUGAACUUUCCUCAUAGAGAUGCAUUGAUUCAAUGUACAGUAUCUCUAUGAGGAGAUGCUGAUUGGCCAGGGCUGUGUUUGACUUGUGCUGGCUCUGCCCUUGAUCUGCCUCCUUGACAGUCUCAGUCAAUCCUAUGGGAAAGCAUUGUAAUUGGCUCAGAGAAUCACUAUUGAUGAUGUCAGCCAAGCAGAGCAUUUCAGAGGCAUAGGCAGCAGCUGCAGACUUGAAUACAAGUAAGAAUUUACUAUAUUUAGGCAAGGGGGUGGGUAAGGGGGGUGGAUAGUGAUUUUAACACUAUAGGGUUAAGAAUACAUGUUUGUGUCCCUGACCCUAUAGUGUUCCUUUAAAUAGUGGCACUGUUGAUGUUUAAAAAAAAAAAAAAAAAAAGGUACUCUCACCCAUAUCAUGGACCAUCUGAGUGCCCAAGUUAGAGGUACAAUGAAAUCAUAUGAAAAAAUAUGGGAGAUGUGGAUGGCUGGGAUUGGGGGGACUAGAGGAAGUGGGAGCUGGGAGGGGGAGCCAUACACCCCUACACCCAGUAAAAAGAAUCCCACCCCUGGCCUUCCAGGUCAGCAGGCCACGAACCCAAGACUGACAUGAAACUCCUUCUGGGCCAACCGAUCUCGAAAAGGCAAGAACCUAACCGUGGAAACCUAACCAAAUCAAGCUUGAACAACCCCUCCACCCCGAACUCCGACCAUGUGAGGGACACUAUCCUUCCCCUCCUUUUUUCCCCUUCUUUUUUUCUUUCUCUACAUCUGGUGUGAGUGUUAUUAAACUACAUAUGUACGAGCAACUACAUAGCUACAUAAGUGAUUAAACUGUGAAUAUACCUGAAAUGACACUCUAUAAUUGUUAAUGUUACUGUACUGUAUUAUGUUUUUAUUUCUUGGAAUAAUGGUGUCGUCAGGGCACUAGACAUUCAUGAACGACAAUGUGGACGCCUAGAGGCACCAAUUUCUUAACCAUUGAGGGUCACAUGACGAACACUAACCUGUACCUGUAUUCUUGUCCAACAACUGCCUGUAACGUUUAAUGUUUUUUGUGGUUGUCAUAUGUGAUAGAAACCUAGAAUGUGACGGCAGAUAAGAACCAUUCGGCCCAUCUAGUCUGCCCAAUUUUCCAAUUUUCUAAAUACUUUCAUUAGUCCCUGGCCUUAUCUUAUAGUUAGGAUAGCCUUAUGCCUAUCCCACGCAUGCUUAAACUCCUUUACUGUGUUAACCUCUACCACUUCAGCUAAAAAAGGCUAUUCCAUGCAUCCAUUACCCUCUCAGUAAAGUAAUACUUCCUGAUAUUAUUUUUAAACCUUUGUCCCUCUAAUUUAAGACUAUGUCCUCUUGUUGUGGUAGUUUUUCUUCUUUUAAAUAUAGUCUCCUCCUUUACUGUGUUGAUUCCCUUUAUAUAUUUAAAUGUUUCUAUCAUAUCCCCCCUGUCUCGUCUUUCCUCCAAGCUAUACAUGUUAAGAUCCUUUAACCUUUCCUGGUAAGUUUUAUCCCGCAAUCCAUGAACCAGUUUAGUAGCCCUUCUCUGAACCCUCUCUAAGGUAUCAAUAUCCUUCUGUCUGUACAAUACUCCAAGUGAGGUCUCACCAGUGUUCUGUACAAUGGCAUGAGCACUUCCCUCUUUCUACUGCUAAUACCUCUCUCUAUACAACCAAGCAUUCUGCUAGCAUUUCCUGCUGCUCUAUUACAUUGUCUGCCUACCUUUAAGUCAUCAGAAAUAAUCACCCCUAAAUCCCUUUCCUCAGAUGUUGAGUGUCAGUUGCCACAAUUCUGACCAUUUUUCUAGUUUACCUAAAUCAUUUGCCAUUUGGCUUAUCCCUCCUGGAACAUCAACCCUGUUACAUAUCUUAGUAUUAUCAGCAAAAAGACAUACCUUACCAUCAAGACCUUCUGCAAUAUCACUAAUAAAAAUAUUAAAGAGAAUGGGUCCAAGUACAGAUCCCUGAGGUAACCCACUGGUGACAAGUCCAAGCUUCGAAUAUAUUCCAUUGACUACAACCCUCUGUUGCCUGUCACUCAGCCACUGCCUUACCCAUUCAAUAAUAUUGGCAUCCAAACUUAAAGAUUGCAGUUUAUUGAUAAGCCUUCUAUGUGCAACAGUGUCAAAAGCCUUACUGAAUUCUAGGUAAGCAAUGUCUACUGCACUACCCUGAUCUAUAAUUUUAGUUACCCAAUCAAAAAAAUCAAUAAGAUUAGUUUGGCAUGAUCUCCCUGAAAUAAACCCAUGUUGUCUCUGAUCUUGAAAUCCAUGUGUUAUUAGAUGUUCAACAAUCCCAUCCUUUAACAUGGUUUCCAUCACUUUCCCCACUACUGAAGUAAGGCUUACUGGCCUAUAGUUGCCCGACUCCUCCCUAUUACCUUUCUUGUGAAUGGGCACAACAUUCGCUAACUUCCAAUCUUCUGGGACUAUUCCUUUUAACAAUAAUUGGUUAAAUAAAUCUGUUAAUGGUUUUGCUAGUACACCACUAAGCUCUUUUAAUAGCUUUGGGUGUAUCCCAUCAGGUCCCAUUGACUUAUUUGUCUUUACUUUUGACAGUUGAAAUAGAACCUCUUCCUCUGUAAACUUACGUGUAAUGUAUUACUCAUUUAUCCUUUUUCUUAACUGAGGUCCCUUUCCUUCAUUUUCAUCUGUAAAUACAGAACAAAAAUAUUAAUUAAGGCAGUCAGCUAGACCUUUAUCCUCUUCUACAUACCUUCCUUCUUUUGUUUUUAAUCUAACUGUUUUACUUUUCUUUUCUCAUUUAUGUAUCUAAAAAAAGUUUUGUCCCUCUUUUUUACUGACUGUGCUCUUUUCUCUUCUGUGAUGCAACCAAAGAAAAAAAGUUACUUGCACUCUCUCCUUAAUCCCUAUGUAUAUUUAAACAAAUUGAGGUCAUUUAGUUACUCCAAUGGCUACUGGAGGGAAUGCAUUAGCUGAUGUGUUCUGUAGUCAUUGCUGCUGCCCAGGAGUGAUGGGAGUGAGCGCAGGACUUUUCUUUUUGUAUUUGUAUUCACUUUUUGUAUCACACAGCUAGGUUACAAUGCUGCCGCCCAUCCCAUGUGUUCCCUAUUAAGGGUUAACAAGUGUAUAGGGGUGUAUAUAUUAAAAAAACAACUUUCUGUCUCAUCAGAGAUAUUUUUGCCAGAAGCUCAAGGAAGCCAGGUAAAGGGCAGAGUAGGACCCGUCUAGGGGGGUCUGCCUUGACAUUGGCAGGCGGGCAUUCCCUCCAGUGGCCAUUGGAGUAACUAAAUGACCUCCGUUUGUUUAAAUAUACAUAGGGAUUAAGGAGAGAGCGCAGGUAACCUUUUUUCUUUGGUUUUUACUAUAUGUAUUAGCUGAUGUGUACUGUAGUCGUUGCUGCCGCCCAGGAGUGAUGAGAGUGAGCGCAGGACUUUUCUUUUUGUAUAUGUGAUGCAACGACAUAUCAAAAAUAAAGAAUAAAAAAAAGAGGUACUCUCAUGUACCUUUCUUUUCUUAUAAAUGUUUCCUCGACUGUCAGAGGAGUGAUUACAGAUGAGCAGCUCGCACAGUCUUUUUUUUUUUUGCUUAAGGAAUGUAAAGUCCUUCAAAUUGCAAAUGCAUCUUAUGUUUCCUUGCAAUACUACUCAUUUGUCUUAUUUUGUAAAUGAAGUCAAAGUGUGAUCAUCGUAAAAAAAAGAAACAAAAAAUCUCAAAGAGGAAAUAAAGACUGGUUCCUGAUUCUUUUAGGCCAUUACAAAAAAGGUGUGUGUGUGAUAUGUUUUACAUAUGUAUCUUUCAUUUCGAUUGAUUACAGGUGUAAUUUCUAACUUAAAUAUUACAAGAGUUUCAUUGUACGAUGUAAUUUUGUUUUUUGUCUUACUAUGUUUUGUUUAGAUGCAGAAUCAGUUCAUUCAACAAGGCAGCAUAAAUUACAGAUUCAUUCCCAUUCUUUUUCCAAAUGCCAGUGAGGUAAGUAAAAAUGGUGCCAAAACUAGGAGCAUUUGUGCAAAAUCUUUAAACAUUUCAAUAAGUGAAAACCAACCAUGGUUAGCCUUUUUCUGGCUUUAUAAAGUAUGUAGUAUGUGUGCUCCUAAAAAUUUACAAAGCAAAAUCAACUAUUUCUAUAGAAAAACUCCUUACUCCUCUCCAAAUCACUCAGUCUCUGUAUAGAGAAACUUCUUAUAUACAAGGAAAUCCUAAUAGAUCUAAAUAGGUAGAUGUUGAAUACCCCAAUCACAGCAUACUGUGGCAACAGAUUGUGCUGAAUAACCAAAAUACAAGUCUUAAAUUAUGGGAAAAACAGAAAAAUUGUGAUAUUUAGAUAUACCAAAAUACGAGUAGUACAGUCUCAACAGGUAUCACCUGAAACAGAGAAAAUCUGUUAAAGAUAUAUCUCCUCCAAAAAGACGGAUAUAUCUCCUCUAGAGACCAAAGAACGAGAGCUAUAUACUCUAAAGACCACAAUCCUGUCGGAUGUCAAAACUAUUUACGAAAAAAAACCAAUAAAUAAAUAUAAAUUAAUAGAUAGGUCACCAGAACACUUCAAGCCGGGAAUGUUGCAACAGUAUCAUUAAAUGAAGCAGCGUGUAGCAACCCAGUAUGAAGAGUUAAAAAGUGUCAAUAUGUAACAAAUAUGAAACACCUAAAUGUUAUGUCCAUUCGUAACAAUAUUGAAAAAACAAAGAAGUAUAGACACAGGUAAUUUACACACAAUAAGCGUUAUCAGCUAUGCUGUGCUAAUUAUAGGAUUUACCUAUUUAGAACUAUUAGGAAUCACUUGUAUAUAAGAAGUGUCUCUAUACAUAGACUGAUCGAUUUAGAAAGGAGUUUAGCAGAAUCUCGUUAUUUUAUAUGUUGGUUUUAUUUUCUAUUAAAGUUAUAUCUGUUUUUCUAUAGAAACAGUUAUUUUCGCUUUGUAUAUUAUUUAGAAGCGCACAUACUACAUACUUUAUAUUUUGGGUUUCUUCUCUUUGAGUCGCUUGUUUCUGUAUGUAGCUGCCCACAUCAUUGUAUUGUUAUAGUUACCAGUGGUUUAUUCCUUUACUCUUGUUAUAUUUUUUUGGCUUUAUCAAACUAAAAUCCCAAUAUAUAAAUAUAAGGAGCUACUAAUAAAAUAUCUAAACACAGCCAAAUGAUUUAUGCCGCUCCUCCAAAAGUAGCAUUGUCCCCUCACAGUCAACUAGUAGCUCAAGAAUGUUGAGAAAAUAAAUGUGCUAUGGAGGACCAGACUAACCUUCCUGCAUAGGACAUCUGAGCACGCCUCCAUCCGAUAUAACUAGGUCUGCUUUAGGCUUCGGAUAUCACUACCAAUCAAAAAUUCUGAAAAGCUCCCCACACUUGUCUCCCUCCCUACCUAUUCCUAUUACACAAUGCAAGGGAGCCCUUGCUUACCACUUUUGAGCUGCUCAUCCACUAAUUCUCAGAUGAGCAGUUUAUUUGUUACGUUGCUUAGAGUGCCUUGGUACCAUCUCCUCAUUUAAUGUCAUAUUGUUUAGUAAUGGUUUUACAUGAACCAAAGCUCUUCCUGGAGACCACAACCUCUUCAGCCACAUUGAUUGUAAUAAAAUCGAGACAGAAACAUAGUAAAAUUCUGCAUUGAUACAAUGGGAUUAUUCCUACAUAAAUGUUAAUGUCAUCAAUCCUGUACAGCAGUCUGAUAGUGGAAGAUAGAAAAGCAUGCUUCUAUGCAAUAUGCCAAGGGGUUUCCUAUCCCUGAAAAAAAAACAUUGUGGCGGACCAGCCUCGCCACUGGGCAUUGGAGAAGACUGAUUGCCAGCCUCCUUCCAUGUGACUAUGGCCCCUGGGAUGUAUUUCCUGCUCUCCUGUACUGCUGAGGAUUGCUACCAACUAAGUGGAUUUGGCUAUGGAGCUUGUGUAGUGCCCUCUGUUGGUAGCAACAGCAAAAUGCACUACCUGACUAGCAAGACUGGUUCAUUUGCAUAUUCGGGUAGAUUUGCAUAUUGCCAAUUCUGCAGGCAUGUGAGAUAUUUUCUGUUAAUUAUUGUCUCCCCCACCUUUUUAAAAAUAUGCCAUUGUGUUAUAAUAAGUCACUGUAUGUUGCCUGCUAUGAUUUGAUUGUAAUUUUAUUGAGUUUUCACAGCAAUGUUAAUGUAAUGACCAUAUGGGCUGGUCCCAAGUAAAAUAAAGUUUUAGACAGUUCUACUUCACCCUCAAUUUGGAGUCAUGUAUCUUAUUGGGGGAAUCUGCUACAAGGGAUUGCUAUGCUCUGCAUAUUCCGUUGCUUUAAUCACUCCUAAGCUCUUGUAAGAGCUUGUUCCUGCUUCGCUUUGAAAGAACAGAGGUUCGGCCUGCGGUGGUUGUGGUGUCGGCUACAGUGCUUGGAGUCCUCAGGAAGCGCUAGGAGCAUCUUUUAACGGAGGUACCCAGUCGGGGGGCCAGGUGAUCUGUUACAAACAUUAAUCACAUUGCUUGACAGACCUUUACCUGCAAGACUUGACUUACCCAUAGUCUUGUCCUUUCCACCAUUUGGUGGUUCACUGAGCGGUAUUUAUUCAGGUUUCAGCAUCUGACUGCAAUUGAUAAGAAUGAGAGUCUCACUUAAACAGUAAAGCAAUAGUAGACGGUACAGCUGCACAGUAGUAAUGGUCACGGGACCCUUGUCUUAUCCAUUGCAGAGUAUUAAGACAUUAAUGCAUUUAACAGCCUUCUGAAGUAAAACAAAAAUAUAUUUUUUUGUUUUGUGUUUUCCAGGAAGACGUACCCAUCUGGUUAAGAAACACCAUUGUUUAUCGCUGGCCUUAUGACAAAGAAAAAAUAGUCCUACGAUUAAUGUGCCAGGACCCAUAUGUUCAUGGUCCAAUUGGACCUCUUCCUACACUUAGAGUAAGUACAUUCUGAAGUCUUGACUCAACACACCAACUGGUGUAAGGAGCAUUUUAUUCACCAUCACAAUUCUACCUAUUCUGUAAGGGGAAGCAGAAAGUAUUUCUUAAACCGUGUGCUUUGUCUUUAAGAGAUUUUGCAAAAUGAUAAUUUGUUAUGAAUGGAAAAUAUCAUUUUUGAUAAAAUCUUUAAUAAAUGGCCUCUUACCCAUAUUCAGUGAAUAUGGUAUUCAUACUUUAGGACACCAUUGUGUCAUAGGUUAAUGUAACAACAAGUCAGGGAAUUUCAUGUGUACCCUUAAGUUCUAGGUCAUGACAACAGACUGAUUAAGAUAUUCCCAUGUGAAAAGUCAAGGAUUUCUCAUUUAAUGCUCAUGGUCCUGUAUCUUUGCCAAGUUAAGGUAGGUCCUAACAUGACCUAAUUGAAAAUCGGAGGUAUAAAUAUGUGUAAUUAUUAAUAUUAGAGAGACAGAGGAGAGAAUUUUGGAUGCAGAGACACUGCUCCAUUUUAUCAUGACUAAGAGGAUGACUUGUUCAAGAAGGUAUAUUAUUAAAUUUUACUGAUAUUGCAAGCAUAUACUUUAAUCUUAUAAACUCUCCUACAAAUUAUUGUAAUGGAUUAUUAUAAUUGGAUUAUAUCUCUCUAUAUAUUUUUAUUUAAUAAAAUAUUUUAAAAGACAAAACUUUAUUGCUUCCAAAACAAUCCCUAUUUUUAUUGUAUUCUCAAUUAUUUAUAAAUUUUAUAUACCGUAUAUACUCGAGUAUAAGUCGACCCAAAUAUAAGCCGAGGCCCCUAAUUUUAGCACAAAAAAACGUGGAAACUUAUUCACUCGAGUAUAAGCCUGAGGUGGGAAAUGCAGAAGCUACUGGUAAAUUUCUAAAUAAAAUUAGAUCCCAAUAAAAUUACAUUAAUCGAAUAUUUAUUUACAGUGUGUGUAUAUAAUGAAUGCAGUGUGUGUGUGUUUGUGUAGUGUGUUUAUAUAAUGAAUGCAGUGUGUGUUUGUAGUGUGUGUAUAUAAUGAAUGCUGUGUGUUUGUGUAGUGUGUGUAUAUAAUGAAUGCAGUGUGUGUGUGUUUGUGUAGUGUGUGUAUAUAAUGAAUGCAGUGUGUGUGUGUGUGUUUGUGUAGUGUGUGUAUAUAAUGAAUGCAGAGUGUGUGUGUAGUGUGUGUAUAUAAUGAAUGCAGAGUGUGUGUGUGUUUGUGUGAAUGCAGUGUGUGUAUAUAAUGCAGAGUGGCUGUGUAUAUAAUGCAGAGUGUGUGUUUGUAUGAGUGUGUGUGUAUAUAAUGCAGAGUGUGUGCAUUACAUACACACACUCUGCAUUAUAUACACACACUACACACACUCUGCAUUGUGUGUAUAUAAUGCAGAGUGUGUGUGUGUGUGUGUGUGUAUGUGUGUGUGUAAACUGGGUGGGGGGGGCUUUUUUUAUUAUUAUAUUAUAUUAUUUUAUAUUAUUAUUAUAUUAUUAUUUAAAUUAUUUUAAUAUUUAUUAAAUUAUUAUUUUUUGGUCCCCCCUCCCUGCUUGUUGUCUGGCCUGGCGGUCCAGUGGAUGGGCUGUGCAGGGGUGGGCCCGGAGCAAGCUCUUACUUACCUUUGUAACAACUCCGGUCAGCUCCCUGUCAGCUCCGUGCAGCUCCCCUGUUCAGCUCACAGUGUAAGUCUCGAGGUUUGCGUGCCGCGCGGAGCGGGUGUCGCGAGACUUACACUGUGAGCUGAAUGGGGGAGCUGACCGGAGCUGCUACAAAGGUAACAGCUUGCUCUGGCCCCCAACAGGAAGCCCGGUGGUCCUGGUCUCUAUUAUGGCAAUCUAAGUUGCCAUAAUACAGACACUGACUCGAGUAUAAGCCGAGGGGAGCUUUUUCAGCACAAAAAAAUGUGCCGAAAAACUCGGCUUAUACUCGAGUAUAUACAGUAUAAGAUAUCUGUACGGUUAGCCCUGCUAAAUUCUAUGUUUUAAGACGUAAUAGUGGUGAAUAGGGAAACCAGCUGCGGUUACAGUAUAUUAUGAUAUUUAGCAUAUUAGCAUAUUCUUUGUGAUGCAAAUGUAUUACAACUAUCUUAAAGGUACAUUGUAGGCAUUAUAAAGAUUUCAUCUCAUUGGACUGGUCAAGUGCUUGGAAUCCCCUGGAAUGGCCCCCCAUUCAGUAUUACCUAAAGCUUUCCCACUACUAGAGGAAUGGCUUAGAUAGAGAUUAAACACUUCCUUCAAGCCAUACCCGCAUCCGUCCCUGGUUUCCCCCAAAACCAUACUGCCCAUAAUGAAUGCUGCUGCCAGGCUGAUUUUUCGCUCAUGUUGCUCCUCUCACACAUCACCCUUCUGUCAAUCCUUAAAUUGGCUUCCUGUAACCUAUAGGAUUAAAUUCUAAAUACUAACCCUUACGUAAAAAGCUCUGAACAACUCUAUCUCCCACUACAAUUUUUCACUAAUUCAUAGGUAUGCCCCUUCUCGGUCGCUCUGCUUUGCCUGUGACCUACUCCUGUCCACUGUUCAUGCUCAUAUCCAUGCUGCUAACUCGUGUUUGCAGGACUUCUAACGAGCUGCUCCACUUCUUUGGAACAACCUGCCUUCUCCCACCAGACUAUACUCAACUAUUUAAGAAUUCCCUCAAAAUUCAUGUCUUCAGAAUAGCCUAUGACCUCCAAGAAUAACUGUUAUCUCACAAAACUAUCUAUUGCUCUCUCUUUGAGGGCCAUACUCCACUAUCACCUUCCAGUUCUGCUACUCUCCCACCCCAGUGAAAGUGCAGACUGUCAGCUUUAAUUCAAUGGGAACAAAAAUAUUGUUUAGGGAUUUGAACCAUUGUUUAGGAAUUGCAACCAUUUUCAUACACGGUAUCCUUAUUUCAGGGACAAAUUAACACAAUCAUAAAUAAAAUGUUAAUUCUUAAUACUUUGUUAAUAUUUUGUUGAGAAUCCUUUGCAGACAACAACUGCUUGAAGUCUGGAAUGGAUGGAUAUCAUCAAACACUUAGUUUCCUCCUGUGUGAUGCUUUACCAGUUCAGUCGUUGCAUGUUUAUGGGUCUUUCUGUCUUAAGUUUUGUCUACAGCAAGCAAAAUGCAUGCUCGAUCUAGUUGAGAUCAGGUGAUUUACUCAGCCAUUGCAGAAUAUUCCACUUCUUUGCUUAAAAAAACGCUUGAGUUGCUUCCGCAGGAUGUUUUGGUUCUUUGUUCAUCUGUAAAGUUAAGAGAUGUCUAAUCAACUUUGUCAACUUCAACAUUCUGGUACAGGUUGAUAUUAGUUUCAUCUAUCCAAAGAAUUCUGUUCCAGAACUGGGCUGGCUUUUUAGAUAUUUUUUGGCAAAGUCUAAUAUGGACUUUCUAUUCUUGAAGAUUUUUAAUGGUUUGCAUCUUUUGGUGAGCCCUCUGUAUUUGCUCUUCUCAGGUCUUCUCUUUAUGGUAGACAUCCUGGAGAGUGUUCUGCACUUAGUUGUGAAUUGGUUUUUCUUUACCAUGAAAAGGCUCCUACAAUCAUCCACCAUUGGUAAACCAAGCCCAAACAGUGCAAAUAAUAAUUAAAAUAUAUACAUACAGAGAAUCCUCUAAUUAGGAAUGUAUAAAACCUUCAAGGCAAAAAAGUACAGAACAAUAAUAGUGCAAUAUGUCAAGUGAAAUAAGAGUAUAUAAAAGCUUAUAAAAGACUCACUCACACUUUGCAGAGCUACUCAGAGCUCUGCCGUAUAGCGCCUAGACGGUAUAAUCCACAUACAUUCCUAAUUAGAGGAUUCUCUGUAUGUAUAUAUUUUAAUUAUUAUUUGCACUGUUUGGGCGCGGUUUUACCACUUUUGUCUCUUCUGUUUUACUACUGUGAGCAGGUAUUGGGAAUUCCUGCUUGGUUCACUGCUGCCCACCUUUAGUUUAUUUAGUGAGCGCCUAACUCUUCUUUGUUGUGAAUCAUCCACCAUUGUUGUUUUCCAAGAUGUCCAGUUCUUUUUGUGUUGCCGAGCUCACUUGUGCUUUCUUUUUUUCUCGGAAUGUACCAAACUGUUUAUUUGGCCACUCCUAAUGUUCCUGCUAUCUGUUUGAUGUAGUUUUUUUUGUGGCUUGUUUCACUUGCAUUAAGAGCUCCUUUGACUGUGUGUUGUAGGUUCACAGCAACAGAAACAGUUUCCAAAUGUGAAUGCCACACCUGCAAUCAACUCCAAACUGUUUACUUGCUUAAUUGAUGAAGAAAUAACGGAGCAAUGGCCCACAACUGUCCAUGAAACGGCAUUUAAGUCAAUUGUCCAAUUACUUUUGGUUCCUUGAAAAAGAGAGGGCUACAUAUUAAAGAGCUGUAAUUCCUAAACCCUUCUUCACAUUAAGCUGAGAGUCUGGACUUAAAGCCUAUAUUAAAAUUAAUUAUUUAAAUUUUACUUUUUGGUACUUUUGGGGGUAUUUUGGUAAACAGGUGAAGUAACAUAACUUAUGUCAGUGUACAAAAAUGCAUAGAAUAUAUAUCUUAGUAACAGUAGUCAAUAUUAUUUCAAGCCAUAGAUCACACACAGCAGUAUACCUUGUACUUUAUAUAAUGUUAUAUAGAAUACAGAUAUUUCAUAAAAUUCUGUAAUUGUAUUUUUUUUUUUUGACAUAAGUGCGCCCGCCUCUUUUUUCCGUUGUGACGCGAUUUGGAUGAGCUUGCCCCGGAGUACACUUUUGUGUGCCUCCCACAUUGUCAUAUCUGAUACGUCUCCCGUCUCAUUCUCGGUAAAAUAUGUCUGUAGAGUGUCGGUGACUUGGGCCCUCACUGGGAGGUUGGUUAAGAGGGAGUCGUUGAGUCUCCACGUCAUUUUCGUCGGUCUUAUGAGUGGAGAUUCGAGGUCUAUCGACACUUGUCCAUGGUCCGACCACGUUGCAGCGUGUAUGGAUGCUCUCCUAAGUCUUAUUAGGGCUUCUUGUUGCAAUAGUAGGAAGUCUAUCCUGGAGUAUCUUUUGUGUAUUAUGGAAUAGUGAGUGUAUUCUCUGUCUAGUGGGUUUAGUGUUCGCCAGCAGUCUACCAGGCGUAGCGUUUUCAGAAUAUGGUGUAUGGUUCUUAUUUCUCUCUGUGGGAUGCUGCUGUGUCCCGUUGAGGAGUCUACUUUAGGAUCUAGUGUGACAUUGAAGUCUCCUCCCGCGAUCAAGGUUCCUUCCGUGAAGUCCGUUAGUGCCUUCAGUGUGUUCUUAAGGAAUCUAGAUUGAUUGUUGUUGGGGACGUAUAUUGUCGCGAACGUGUAACAUCGCCCUGCGAUAUUCCCCUUUACGAAGGCGUAUCUGCCGUUGUGGUCUAUAAGGCGAUCCUGUUCCUGGAAUUGUAGACGAGCUGCUAUAAGGAUCGCGACCCCUGCCUUUUUUGCUGUAGGGUGGUUGCUGUAGUAGUUAGUGGGGUAGUGUUUGUUCUUGAGUGUCGGGGCCGCUCCUUCUCGAAAGUGAGUUUCUUGGAGAAGAGCUACUGCAACCCUCUUUCUCUGAAGUUCCCUCAGGAGAUUAGUUCUGCGUUCUGGGAGAUUCAAUCCCCUGCAGUUUUGCGUGAUGAUUUUCAUCGGGUCUGGUCUGUAUGCCAUCUUGUCCGUAUCUCUGCGCAAUGGUGGUGUCUUGUCGGGUGCCGGGGUCCCUCGUCCGCGUCCCGCCCUCUAAUGUACGCUGGAGUCGACCGAGGAAGCCCGAACCCGUGGCUUAAUUCCUGGGUUUUGAUGUGGUUCGGCGCCUUUGCGCCGUCCGGUGGUUAGCUCGAGGCGGAUGCGACGGCCGGGUCAGGAGCGCAGGGGGGGGUAGUGACGUUCGGGUGGGUUGUUGGACUGCGGUCACGUGUGAGGUGGUUGGUGUUUGUGGGGUGUUGGUAUUUGCUCCUGUGUGGUCUAGGGGAGUUGUCUGCUCAGGCUCAGUGCCUUUCGGUUAUGUUAUGCUCCGUGUCUGGUUCGUGUGAUGGGGGUGUGUGUUUCUUAUUUGGAUGUUGGAGAGUAGGAUAGGUGUGGUGUGCGUGUCGUGGUAAUGUGAGGAGGUGAACCUCUCCGUGGAGAGGGAGUUCGUGUGCCUACGGUGGCGGUCGGAGGGCACCCCGAGAUCUAUCCCGGUGGUGUACCAGUCGGCCUCCGUAGUAUCAAGCGUGCGCACCGAAAGGGGUGGGUAGCGUGUCUGGGCCCUUAUCCGUUUAGGCUAUGGUGCCUGUGUGGUAUAUGCGGUGUUAGUUGUAGAGUUGAUACUUGAGAAGGGUUGUGUAUCGUCGGUAAAAUCUGUCAGUUGUGUAGAAGUGUAUUUCCGUUUGGGGUUGUAGCGUCCGUCCACUGUAGUAGAGGUGUUAUAUAGUCAUCACUAAUGCCAUUGGUGUGUGCCUGUAGUGUUUGCCUGUUUGUUGCGCCUUUUCGGUGUCGCUGGUAUCGGGUGGGGGGAUGUACCGCAAGGGUAAUUUGCGCGUAGUCAAAGUAGGGGCUUGAGGAUAUCUCUUCGGGGUGUGUGCAUUGUGGGUCCUCUUCUCAUUGUGUCUGGGUCGUUGCAUCUGGGUUAUGUUGAUGUAUUAUUAUUUUUUAUUUUUUUUUCCCUUCUUUCCCCCCUCCCCUCUCUAUGUCCCCUCGCCCCGUCUCCCGCCCCUUUUGUUCAUAUUUCACAACCUCCAGGGGGUGGUGGGAUGGUCGUCUGCCCAGUGUCUUCCCGUCAUCAGUGUGUCGUCUGAGUGAGGCAAUUGUGAUUGCAUGUAGUGUAUGGACCUCUUUGGGAGCAUGUUGUCUAUACAUGUCGGUCCUUUUGACGUGGGGGGGAGGGCCCGGUAAGUAACACAGAGUGAGAUUGCAUAGUCUAGCCAUUCAAAAUAGGUUACUCACAAUAGUCAUACAAUAAGGAGCAGUCUCGGGCUUCACAAUCAGCUAUACAUUUAGUAUGGAAUCAGUUCUUUGUCUUCACGAAAGUCAAUGCUGCAGGAGGUCUCUAGGACCCAAUCUCUAUGUCCCCAGCCCUCCCCCCUGUGAUCCCCCUCCCCAAUAGGACUUACUCCCCUGCUGUAGUUUUCUUCCCGCCCCUCCCUUUUCGUCCCCUUGUUUUUUUUUUAUUUAUUUAUUUAUUUUUUCGUUUUUUUUUGUUUUUUUUUGUUGUUGUUUAGAACCCUUUCGUGUUGUGGAGGACCCAUUUGCAAGUGAGAUAUCCCUUAGUUCGGUCAGUAUCAAGGUGAAGAGUGGUACCCUCCCACACCAGGGGGGUGGGGGGGGGGUGUCCCCUCUGUUAGUCUCGUGCCAAUGUGUUAGCUACCCAAUGUCAGAGUACCUGAUUCUUGGGGUGCGGGUUUGCCUCCAGGUGCUUCUCCAACGUGGGUUCCAGCUGUCUGUGUUGUCUCGGGAUUGUGGGGUCUACAGGAGCGGUGCCGGUUGGUCUGGUAGUGGGUUAUUCCUCUGGGUUGUUUAGAUCUGGUCGGUGUCGCGGAGCUUCACCCUGAGAGUUCCAUCUUCUUCGCCUUGCUUGUCGCUGCGGUUGUGGUCUUGGAUCCAGCGGCAUGAUCCAGCGGCAUGAACUGGGGUUGGCGGCAGGUUCAGGCGUUGUAGGAAUUGAGGAAUGUCUUCUGGCCAUCGUGCGGAGACCCAUUCGUUAUUAUAGCGAACUGUGAUGCUAAAUGGGUAACCCCAUCUAUAUUGCAUAUUCCUCUCCCUCAGGAUGGUGGUAACCGGUCUCAGGGCUCUUCUAGCUUCCAGGGUCAUAGGUGAUAGGUCAUUGUAGAGGGAUAUUUCUGCGCCCCUGUAGUUCCAGUGGGCCCUGGAUCUAGCUUUCCUCAUGAUCAGAUCUUUGAUGGCGAAGGAGUGCAGGCAGCAUAUUAUGUCCCUGGGGGUUCCUUCCGUGGGUCUGGGACGGAGUGCUCUAUGUGCCCUGUCAUAUUUAAUAAGCGCUGGUGUGUCCUACCUUAGGAUGAUGCGGAAUAGGGAGGUGAGCAUCUCCUCUAUGUUUUCCCCCUCUGUAGAUUCAGGUAUCCCCCUUACCCUGAUAUUGUUGCGACGACUGCGGUUGUCCUGGUCCUCUAGCUGUCGCCUCAUGGCUAGUAUGAGGGUGCCCUGGCGUUUGAAGGCCGUGUCUGUGGCUGUAGAGUGGUCUUCAGUGGCCUGUGCCCUUUUUUCUACCUGCUGUAUGCGGUGUUCCUGUGCUUUGAUUUCAGCCUUCAGGCCGGUCACUUCAGAUUUAAUUACUUCAUGUAGAUUGUUAGUCAGGUGGGUGAGGUCAUCUUUUGUGACCAUCCUCAUUGCCAUGCGCUUUAAUUCUGCUCCGAUGUCUGCCAGUGUAGUGGUGUCGGCAGUGGAGCAUGUGGAUGCUGGCGAGGUCGGCGCCAUUUUGGAUGUCGGGGAGCUGGGGUCCGGGCCGCAUGGCGCGUGGAGGAAUUCAUCCAUCGGCCCCGUUUACGACCCUGAGACGGAAGGUUUGGGGGUCUGGGGUAGGUCCCCUCUCUUUGUGCGACCCAUUGGUGGCAGUGCGUGCCGGUGAGUAGUGGGUUGCUCCGUUCUAUAUGCUUUCGUGGAGCGGAGCACAGCGCUUAGGCGGCCAUGUUCGUCGGAGCCCAGGCCACGCCCCUCGUAUUUUUUUUUUUUAUUGCUUUUGUUUUCUUUUGAAUAAAAAAUAACUGAGCUGGAAAAGCAAUGGAGUUGACAUUUUUCCAGUGAUGCCUAGAAUUUGCAGUUCGUUUGACAAUUUGACAAAUUCUAGUUUAAUGUAUAAAACUCUUAUAUGUUUUUGUAUUUUUUUGUCUAGUGCUUUUUUACGUUUUAGCAUCUACAUCGUGCAAAUCUGUUUUUAUUAUUGCUGAGAUAUCUCUAAUAAUAGAUGUUGGUUACAUAUCAGUUACAUGCUUUGGUUUACUAUUUCUGGAUAUGUUUUUAAAAUGAUUUAAUAUUCUGAAACUCAUUUUAAUAUUUUGAUAAUUGUAUGUAUUGAUAUAUUAUUUAAAAAAAUGUAUUAAAUAAUUUGAAAAGCUUAAAAUAUUUAAUCAAAGCCAAUCAGAACAUUGUCAUCUGAAAAUUAUUGUUAAAUGUGCCAAUCAGAAUGAAAUCCAGUCGAAUCAACAAGUACAAUACAUUGUUAAUUGCCCCACUUUUUAGACUUUUCAGAUCAACGCACUUUUAUAAUUCUUAUGUCAGUUUAAUAUUUUUGUAAAAUUUUCAAAUUAUCAAGUCUGGCCUCGAUUUAAUUUAUUUAAUUUAAUUUAAAAUCUGAAAAUAUUCCAUUCUGACCUCAAUUUAAUAUUAUUGGAUACGCUUCAAAUUAUUUAAUAUUUUUAGAUAAACUUUUCAGGUGAUUUUUUUUAUUCUAAAUAAUAAAAUAUCAAAAAAUAUAUCACAUAUAAAAAUAGACGUACUUGGAAACCAGAGAAUAUCUAACAAUUUCUUGUUAUAUCAAUAUAUCAAUAUAUUUAAAAAAUGUAUAUAUAUUCUAUUGUAAUGUUAAAACAAUUUUAAAGCUUGUCUGGAAUAUAACUUUUAGUUUUGAAGUCUCAGCUUAAUGUAUCUUUCCUUUGAAAAGAACCCAAAAUGAUUUGACUGUGAAUUGCAUACUGAAGUCAUGCAUUUUAUAGUCCUUUCUUAGAUACCAAUUUUUUUUAAGUUUGAGAUGUUUUAAUUGGCUAUAGUAUUAAUGACCUUCCUCUUUUGGAAUCGUGAAACUGACCCUUGAUUUGUCUGUUUUUCUCUUCAGAUGACACCAAUUUGAAGCCUGAUUUUCUCAAGUUUUUGUACAUGCUCUGGACUUGCACUUUGUGUGGUAAAUGAUGGUUUUUCUUCAGAGACAUAUUUACUGAGACCUGCAUUUUAGUUCCACAGCCUGAUCUAAAUUUUUUUUUAUUUUUUUAAAAAGGACCUAGUAUCAAGUAAUCAUAUAUUAAGAAAAUAACAAAAUGAGGACAAAAAGGAAGAAUGAGAUAGGGAGUCCACCCACAAAUAAGUGGUGGACACCAGACUCAUUCAAAAAUACCUCUUCUUGUGGAGAGUAACAUAAAUAGGGUAAUAACCUUUAUUAAAAAAUUGCUAGAAUACUAAGUGCACCAAAAAAGUGUAUAAACGGUGAUAGAGUGAACAGCAAAAAAACUUAAAAAAAAACCUGGGUCAAUUACUCCUAAAAGUCACGUAACUACAUAUAGGGUCAGAGUGGGUGAGUUAUAUAUAGACCUCGAACGGGUCAGAGUAAAGUUGUAGUCACUAGUAUAGGCGCCCGGGCAGGUCCUGAAAGGGCUAAACAGGGGUGUUGAAGAUACAGCUCUUGACAAAGGUGUAGUGAAACGACGAAACGCGGGUCGAGCUGAUAUUUGCCAAUGCUUCUACCUUAAUUUAAGUUACACUUUUACUUUAUUUACUUACCUGGGCUCCAACGGUGUCUGUUAUGCGCUAGAGCAUCUCCUUAAUUUUUCAGGGAUAUGGCUAGGCUGCCUUGAAGCAGCAGUGAGUUUUACCAUCCAUUUUUGGGCUAGACAGUGAGUCUAGGGCGUCCUAGGGUGCUACUUUUUUCAUCUCCCUCUUAGUACCGGGAGAUUACCUACUAAGGCAAAGUUAGCUACAUUACCUCUUUACCAACUCUAAUCUUGGAUAUCUAGAGCAAGAUAGGGGCUGCCUGACUCUCUUGCACUUUGAUGGAGAUGUAUACUUUUUGCAUUUAGCAUUAAUAUUUUCAUCCUCUACCCUAUAGGGAGAUGCGGGUAUCUUCAACACCCCUGUUUAGCUCUUUCAGGACCUGCCCGGGCUCCUAUACUAGUGUCUACAACUCUGCCCCAUUUCUGGUUUGUCGGUACUAUAACCACUGCUAGACACCUACUAUCCCACAUUGAAUCUCUGCUCUUAUUUGCGCUAGUUAUCUUUUUUUACUGUAUAAUCAGACUGAACCGUGCUGUUACAUACUUAUUAGGGACUUUGGUGACUUUACUCUGACCCGUUCGAGGUCUAUAUAUAACUCACCCACUCUGACCCUAUAUGUAGUUACGUGACCUUUAGGAGUAAUUGACCCAGGUUUUUUUUAAAGUUUUUUUGGUGUUCACUCUGGUGCACUUCGUAUUCUAGCAAUUUUUUAAUAAAGGUUAUUAACCUAUUUAUGUUACUCUCCACAAGAGGAAGUAUUUUUGAAUGAGUCUGGUGUCCACCACUUAUUUGUGGGUGGACUCCCUAUCUCAUUCUUCCCUUUUGUCCUCAUUUUGCAGCUCUCCAGGGUUAAGCCCCCAAUACCUCCUGUAACCUCCUUCGAGGUACUGGUGUUGGAUCAUUCAACACCAUAACCUUUUUCUUUCUAUUUAAGAAAAUAACAAUUGUAAAGGCUGGACUAAUGUAUCAGAAUUGGUCAGUUCUAUCUAUAAUUGUGCAAAAUAAUAUAUAUAGGCAUAGAGUGUCGGUAUCCUUUCUUUAUCUAUAUGUAGAUAUAGAUAUACAUUUCUUUAUUAUGUUGCUAAAUAAAGUUUACACACGCAUACAUACAUUAAUAUAUUUGAUUUUCCCAAAGAACUUUGUGGAAAAGGUAGGUGUAAAAACAUAUUACACAUAAUAAUCUACAUAUAGAUUAAUAUACCGAACAAAAGAAUGUAUAAAAGUACAUACUACAUGUAACAUUUUAGUGCAAUAAAAUAAAUUAACAAUGUAAAUAGAAAAAAACUACUGAAAUAAAGAAAAUGUAUCAUGGAAAAGAAAAUGAAAUAUAAUUAGUCGAUCUCAAACAUGUAUGUAUUAAUAAUGUUAUCUACUUUGUAAAAUAAAAAUGUAAUUUCACAGUCUAUUUUUUAAAAACCAAAAACAAAUCAUAACUGUAAAUCUUUAUUAAAA